GUGGGCCGGCUCGAGCGGGAGCUGGAGGCGGCCCGCCAGAGGAAGCGGGCGGCGAUGCUCGAGGAGGACUUCGAGGCGGCCGCGGCCGCGAAGAGGCGGGAGGUGGAGCUGGUGGCGGCGCUGGAGGCCCUCGGGGCCGUGGGCCCGAGCGGCUCGGCCGAGGCCGCGCCCCUCGAGCCGCCGUCGGACGGGGGCGGCUCGCGGGCGGGCGGCCCGGCGGCCGCCGACCCCCUGACGCCCUCCGAGGCGGAGGCGGUCCAGCGGAUCGCGGAGCUGGGCUUCACCCACGCCGCCGCCCUGGAAGCGUUCGUGGCCUUCGGCCGCGACGAGGAGCUGGCCGCGAACGAGCUGCUGCGGUAG
Messenger RNA from Prorocentrum cordatum, 360 nucleotides. Lineage: Eukaryota; Dinophyceae; Prorocentrales; Prorocentraceae. The record is from the annotation of a GenBank genome assembly.